Malaclemys terrapin pileata is the source of this 2377-nucleotide messenger RNA. RefSeq names its product NK2 homeobox 2 (gene NKX2-2). Gene Ontology annotation, biological process: regulation of transcription by RNA polymerase II; cell differentiation. The record is from RefSeq and is a predicted model, not a curated record. Gene Ontology annotation, molecular function: DNA-binding transcription factor activity, RNA polymerase II-specific; RNA polymerase II cis-regulatory region sequence-specific DNA binding. Gene Ontology annotation, cellular component: nucleus. The transcript has 3 exons. The coding region runs from base 734 to 1552 and encodes 272 amino acids. Lineage: Eukaryota; Metazoa; Chordata; Testudines; Emydidae.
UCCAGGAACCGGCGUGUUUGCGCUUCUCCCCAAUUUAUGACCGCCGGCCAUAUGGCCAAUAUUUCGCCUCGCGCGUCACGCGCCGCGGAGGAAAACAAACAGCGCGGGGCAAGGCGGAGAGGGGGAGCGCCGGGCGAGCGGCCACGGGGCCGGCCCUGCAAAGCGCCGCCGGAGACAAUGUGAGGGGCAGCCGAGCCGGGGCGUCGCGCGUGGCUAUAUAAAGCGGCCCCCGCAGGCCCCGGCGCAGCAGACAGGCGCCUUCGGAGCUCGCCAGCGCCUCGCCCACCGCAGAGCAGCUCCCGGCUCGCUCCAGGUUCAUAUGUGGAGACCAACCUUAUAUGGACUGCUCUCUCCAGCAAUGGCUUGUUUUCCCCAAGCAGCAGGCAGCCGAUCCGUGUGUUUAAACGAGACCCUGAAGUAAAACGCACUUUGGCAUUUUUCCUGGAGUUACAAACUAUUUCAGAAGCCAGUUGCCACUUGUGCUCCGUGAUUUUUUUUUUCUUCCGCAGCAGAGCAAGGCUGUAAAAUAUUUAUCUAUAUCGCAGCUGAUUUUUCCCUCGCUCCCCCCACAUCAACCUUCGUGAUUUUUUUUAUUCUUACCCCCCCCCCCCAACAUACACACACCCUCCCCUCUUUCUGGGGUGUGUGCGGUUUGUGGGGUGUGUGUGUGUUUUGUGCAACAGCGGAUUGACAAACUGGUGCUUCAACUUUCCUGCAUAAAUUUGGCCAGAAUAUGUCUUUGACCAACACAAAGACGGGGUUUUCUGUAAAGGACAUCCUAGACCUCCCUGACACCAAUGAUGAAGAGGGAUCCCUCGUUGAAGGAGCGGAUGAAGAGAACGAGGGGUCGGAACCACCCAAGAAAUCCGGCGUUCUGGGGCAAAACCCGCUGGAGGGGGUUCAAACUCUGCCUUUGAAAAACCCUUUCUAUGAUACCAGUGAUAAUCCCUAUACGCGUUGGCUGGCCAGCACGGAAAGCAUCCAGUAUUCCUUGCACGGGCUGGCCUCCGGCAACUCCCAGCAGGACUCCUCCAGCAAAUCCCCCGACCCCUCCGCCGACGAAUCCCCGGACAACGACAAGGAGACGUCCAGCGCCGGCGACUCCGGCAAGAAGAGGAAGAGGAGGGUGCUCUUCUCCAAGGCGCAGACCUACGAGCUGGAGAGGCGGUUCCGACAACAGCGGUACCUGUCCGCCCCCGAGCGGGAGCACCUGGCCAGCCUCAUCCGCCUCACGCCCACCCAGGUGAAGAUCUGGUUCCAGAACCACAGGUACAAGAUGAAGAGGGCCCGGGCUGAGAAAGGUAUGGAAGUGACUCCUCUCCCCUCCCCACGCCGGGUAGCAGUGCCCGUCUUAGUCAGGGACGGCAAACCCUGCCACACGCUCAAAGCUCAGGACUUAGCCGCCGCUACUUUCCAGGCUGGGAUCCCCUUCUCCGCCUAUAGCGCCCAAUCGCUUCAGCAUAUGCAAUAUAACGCCCAGUACAGCUCCGCCAGCAACCCCCAGUACCCUACAGCGCAUCAUUUGGUGCAGGCCCAACAAUGGACUUGGUGAACAUUGCCGAGAAAAGAGACUGAGGCUCCAAUAUCAAACCUCGGGGGGGGGAUAUGAAUAUUAAUUAUUAUUAUUAAUGAUGAUGCAUUUUCCCCCUCUCCUAUUUUUCCUCCUUUUUUGGGGUUCAAUUUGUUUCUCUUUUUGGGGGGGGGUUGUUUUUUGUGCGCCAUGUUUACAGAAAUUUUUGCGCCAUGCAGUGGUCCUGUCUACCUACAACUAAAAAUAAAAAUACUACUAGUAAUAAGAAUAAACCAGUAUGCUCUUGUGAUUGCGUAAAGUACUUUUGUGUGCUGUAGAGCUGUUGUCAGUCGUAUAUAAAACAAGUGGAGGACACUUUAAAAAUAGAGAAUUUGAUUUCCCUUUUUUUUAUAUGAAACGUUACCUAUUUAUGGCCAUGUAUAAAUUCUGACAACUAUUAGCGAUAUAUAUAUAUUUUGUAAAUAUCUGUGGUUAUUGUUGCCAUAAGUAACAUUCAGGGCGGUUUAUUUUCUUUUCUUCUUUUGGUUGGGUGCAAAUCUUUCCCAAAUAUUAAGCAAGCAAACAAAAUGUAGAAGGAAAAGAAAUGUUUGGAUCAUCUCCAUAGAAAUCUCCAGCGAAUCAUUGUGUAUAAACCCGGGGGGCGCGCGCUGCGGGGAGGUUUUCGAUUUUUUGAUAGGAAUUUUAAUAAAAAUGCUGUGUUUAAAAAAAACCAACCCAACAACCAAAGACCGUUUUUGUUUGACUUUGUGGCUAACGCGGGAUCACCGCAGACCCCUCACUUUAAAGAGACAUAGAUAGGACUGAUUCUUUAGGGGGAAGGCGAGCCUGAUUAUAUGAUCAAUGAGA